AUGCAUAAUCCAGGGGGUGAAGGUGUUGAAGGUGUUGAAAGUGAAAGGAGACCAUGUUUAAAAUAUCUAAUAAGUCUUUUACUUUUAUUGAUGCUUAUGUUAAUACUGAGAAAACAGAACGAUGAAGAAGAUGAAAUAAAUAAUAAGAAUAAAAUGAAUUUAAGAAAAAACGAAAAUUAUAGAAAUUAUACAUUUGGAUAUAUGAGAGAAAUUAGUUAUUUUAAAUAUUCCUCUGUAAUAUAUAUAACACCAAACAGGAGAAUAUUACCCAGUAUAACAUAUACAGAUAAGUAUACAAUAUAUGUAUAUGGAUAUGACAAUAUAUUAAAUAAUUUUAAAAACAUAUCUUUAAAUAUAGAUCAAGAAAAGGAUGACAUAUAUAUAUCAUCAUCUUCAUCAUUAUAUGAUAAUAUUGAUGAUGACAAUAAUUCUUAUAAUAUUUAUAUGGAUGAUACUUUCCAUAAUGAUUUAUGUAAUAACUCAGAUGAUUCUAAUAAAGAAUGUGCAAUUAUUAAUACUAUACUUGUAGAUAGAUAUUUAUUUAAGAAUAUGAAAUUAUCUAAUUGUAAUGAAGAAAUCGAUAGUUUAUGUUUUUUAGUUUUUGUACAAUUAAAUAAAAACAAAUGUUAUAAUUUUGAUAAUUUAUCUUAUACAUGUCAUAUAAAUAAUAGUAUUAAAAAUAACAAUUUAUUUCUUCCUAAUAAUUAUUGUUAUGUACUUUUGGCUAGUUCGAAUAUAAACAAAAUAUAUGAAUUUAUAAAACUCCAAUUAUUAAACAAAGAACAAAUAAAUGAAAAUACAAAAAAUCAACAUGUACAAAUUGUAACACAUUUUUGUGGUAAUAUGCUCAAUCAGAUAGCUAUGAUAGAUUAUGUUAAUUCGAGAAUAUUAUUUAUACAACGUUAUAUAGCACACACACAUAAUAAUAAUAAUAUUAAAAGUGAUAACAAAAGUGAUAACAAAAGUGAUAAUAAAAGUGAUAAUAAUACAAAUAAUCUUAAUACAAAUCAACAUAAUAAUAACAUACAAGGAAAAUCUAUUGAAUUAAAUUUAAAUGAAAAAAAUAAAAAUCAUAUAUAUGAUACAUUUAAUAAUGAUAUAAAGAGUACAUAUGAAACUAACUUAAAUUUUAAACUAACAUAUUAUUUAUCCAUAAUAAAUAUGAAUACACAAUAUAAAGAUAAUAUUGAAUAUGUAGAUUAUAUAAAAAAUAAAUCAACCCUAAAUCUAUUCCCACCUAUAUAUAUAGGAUAUGACGAAACAUCAAACUUUUAUUAUAUUAUACAAUACGAGAAUAAAGAUUUUCUUACCAUUAUAUUUAUAUCUCCUAUAACACUUACGACAUAUUACACGCUAAAAAUAACUGACUUUUAUUCAGGAUGGUUAUUAAUACCCAAGUAUGAUUAUGAAAACAAAGGCUUAAUACUGCUAGGUGAAUAUCCUCCCUAUGAAGAUGAACUACACGUUUGGGAUAUAGCCAACAUAGAACAUAGUAAAUAUUUUGUAAAUGUUAUUAAAGCUUAUUCAAAUAUUUGA
Plasmodium gaboni is the source of this 1536-nucleotide messenger RNA. RefSeq lists its product as hypothetical. Bases 1 to 1536 code for a protein of 511 amino acids. The transcript has 3 exons. NCBI's taxonomy places the organism in Eukaryota, Apicomplexa, Aconoidasida, Haemosporida, Plasmodiidae. The record is from RefSeq and is a predicted model, not a curated record.